UUGUAACCAUAGUAACAACGCAAAAGGUCUGUUGAAGUAUAAUAGCGUGUGGAGAGCCUAUAAAGCAAGUUUAUUUUUCACAACAAAGAUCAUCCAGUUCAAUAUGGAUUCAGUACUUCUACACGGAGAGGCUGAAAUGUAUAUUCAAAGUCUGGAGAGGAUGUCACUACGUGAAAUCGGAAGUCCAAAGUGGUUUCGCCAGCACGAGUUCAUUGAGAAACUUAAUAUGCAAGCUAUUCUAAAUGCUAAGGCCUGUCAAGAGGAAUUUAUCAAGGACCUUUUGGUUUCACAUGGAAAGGUACCCACACUGAUACAUGCACUGAUACUUACAGAAGUCUGGAAACAUAAAUUGUUUCCCAUAAUUUGCAAACUAAAAGACUUCAAUCCAAAGAGCACAUUUCAAAUCUACAUGGUGAUUCACCAUGAAGCUACCAUUAUAAAUCUCUUGGAGACAAUUAUGUACCACAAGGAGUCCAGUGAGUCGGCUGAUGAUGCAGUGGUUGACUUGGUGGAUUACUGUCAUCGUAAACUCACGCUGCUGGCAGGACGCUCUGUCUGUGGAGAGAUCCCAGCUAAGGACCGAAUUACACAUGUACCGCUGUCAGAUGCCGCAUCAAUACAGGAUUUGCAAAGACAAAGUGAUAUGUUAGAGUUUGAGAUCUCUGUCAAGGCUCUGUCAGUGCUGUGCUACAUCACUGAUCACAUCGAGAGCUUGAGUUUAAGUGUACUUACAAGGAUGCUGAGCACUCAUAAUUUGCCAUGUGUGCUGGUUCAGUUGGUUGAAAACUGUCCCUGGAACAGAGGUAAAAAAGAGAAAUACACAGAGGGUAAGUGGAGUCCUGUCCUGCCUGAGGACCACUUAAAGUUGAGCAAACACGAUGGCCAGGUGUGGAUUGCUUUGCUUAACCUAAUACUCAAACCAGACUGCCAGAAGAAAUAUGAUUUUAAUACCUUUAACAAAAAUCAACUCUUGAAGCUUCGUGGACAUUUGACAGAUGCUGUGAUAGAUCAGUUACCAAACCUAGUUGAUCUGAAGAACUUUCUCAGUCAGCUUGCUCUCACAGAUCCAGCACCUCCUAAAAAAGAUCUAAUCUUGGAGCAGUUGCCAGAGAUAUGGAAUAAUAUUGUAAUGGAGAACUCCAACAAGUGGAAAGCCAUUGCUAAACACCAAGUGACACACGUUUUCAACCCCUCUGAAAAUGACUUACGAGAACAAGCUAGCAGGUUGGCUGAAACAUAUAAUCUGGAUGUGAUGGAGAAUCUAAUCCCAGACAAACCCAAGUGCGGAGCUUGUGGAAGACAGGGUGCAAAACGUUGCUCUCGAUGUCAGGGAGAGUGGUAUUGCAAUAGAGAAUGCCAGGUGAAACACUGGCCCAAGCACAAGCCUGUGUGCCAACUUAUGACAGACGCUAUGCAAAAACUGCAGAAGGACUUGGUAAUCAAAAGCUGAGGUACAGCAUUGCAACAUGCAAGGAGUUGGUUGGAAAAAGAGCAACACAUAAGAGGAAUGCUGUGUAACAAGUACAUAUGAACACAAAGACUAUGAACUGAAAUAUUGCUAAUGGUUCUGGUCAUAAUAAAUAAAGGGAUAUAAUACCUAGGAAAAUGCUUAUACAUGUAUGCUUAUAGCCUAUAAGUAUACAUGUUUGAAGAUAAGUUAUAUUUCUAAAUAAUUUGAUUGUGGAAUUUACUGACAGUAAUGUUUUAUUAAAUAUAAAAUAGUUUAAAUUCUU
This is a messenger RNA of Misgurnus anguillicaudatus (oriental weatherfish), 1733 nucleotides long. RefSeq names its product zinc finger, MYND-type containing 10 (gene zmynd10). Lineage: Eukaryota; Metazoa; Chordata; Actinopteri; Cypriniformes; Cobitidae. The record is from RefSeq and is a predicted model, not a curated record. Gene Ontology annotation, biological process: motile cilium assembly; inner dynein arm assembly; outer dynein arm assembly. Gene Ontology annotation, cellular component: cytoplasm; centriolar satellite.